Molecule: messenger RNA, 1821 nt
Organism: Zingiber officinale
Lineage: Eukaryota; Viridiplantae; Streptophyta; Magnoliopsida; Zingiberales; Zingiberaceae
Exons: 3
Coding region: 150-1352 (400 amino acids)
Source: RefSeq, a predicted model, not a curated record
UUGCCUUGAGCUUUAUUUAGUUUAGCCCUAGUCGUUUCAAUCCUUCUUCAUCCCUUCAAUCGCGAGAGCAAUCAGAUUAUUUCCUUUUUGGUCUCUUCGAUUGUCGACGGAUUGGUGGCGCAAGGAUCGGGUUUUUGUUCUCGGUGCUAAUGCGCACCGAACCCUUGGUGGCGGAAUCGGCUCAGUCCGGGAAGGACUCGUCUCGAUUCAUGAGCGCCGAUCAUGGCGUCGUCGUCAUCGAUAUAAGUUCCGACGAUGAGGAGGAGGAGCAGGGUCUUGGGCUUGGCGGGCGGCGGGAUGAAGAAACAGAUGAGGUGGUGGUCCUGGAUGCGCUGCCGGCGCCUUCCGUGAAACGGCUGAAGCAGAGUGGGGAAUUCGUGGGUGGUGGCCUGGUCGACGACGACGAUGAUUGCUUGGUGUUGGAGUCGGACCCGGACAAGCCGGUGUUGGUGGAGAGCGAUCAAGGAAGGGGUGGAGAUGACCUGCUCAUUGUCGCCGAGAAGGGGCAGUUGGCUUGCCGAGACUAUCCACAUCCGCGCCAUCUUUGUGCCAAUUUUCCAUUUAUCUCAUCAUUACAUGAGAAGUACUGCAAAUUGUGCCAUUGUUACGUGUGUGACUCUCCGGCCCCUUGCAAUUACUGGGCCAAUGGUGACUUAACUACGGAUCAUUGCAAUUCUACUGAUAAAGAACCAAGCUGGAGGGCAUUGAGGCAGUCUUUCAAACUGAGAAAAAUUGUGGCUACACAUUCACAGAUGUACAAAGAUAAUUCUUCUUCUGGAUUCCCAACUUUCAGAGGGCGAGCACCAGCGAUACACCACUCCAAUUCAAAUCCUAUUUUGGCUUCCAUCUCUCAAUCAAAUUUGCUGCAACCAUGCUCCACGACUCCAAUUACAAAAACAAACUUGAUUGAUUGUAGACUUCCCGCAACUCUGUCCUGUCAUAACCAGAGAUACAACCACUACACACCUAAAGGACAACCUUUACGGAGAGAGACAGGAUUGACGUAUGCUCGUAAAAGAUCUAGAAGGGACGGGGCACUGGAAGCUCAUUUUACUACCUUGGAUAGUCCAUACAGCGCUAGCAUCACUGCUUCUGCUAAUAAUCAUAAUCCCAACACUGUGCCAAUAACAUUACAGAGCCCUCGGUGGUCUGAAGUGGGACAGUGGGCAUCUCAAACUCCGUCGAUAACAUCAUCAGGUGACUCAACAUCGAUAAUGCAAGCAGCUGUAGCAUCACAAUUUGUACCAUCCCUGAUCACAGCUGCUGAUGUUAACUUGAAAACUUGGCAAGACAUAGUGGCUCAUGCAACAUCUGAAUCGGGGAUUCCAGAAUUCCGCUUGAGCCAGAUAUAGAAUGACAUGCUCAACAACCUCGACAGAUACCAUCUCAAUGAGCACCUUAUGUCAUUUUCUGAAACAAAUGGCGGUACGAGGUUCCCGUUUUCCUUCAGGAAAUAACCUUCAUCAAUAAGAUUAUACCUGCACAUGAUCAGAUCACAUGAUGGCAAGGAAGAUCUCUCAACAUUCAACUUCCAGGACGUCUAAUUUGGCCAUAUCGAAGGAACUCAGUUUAGGUAUGGAUGGAAUUUUAUCUUCCGUAUGCCAUAGAAUGCUAUAAAAGAGCCUCUAGAUGAGUCAGUUGCUGCAGCAACUCUUGAAUGUAAUACCAAUCUCUACGAUAAAGUAAGGUUCUGUCCUAGUUUGCUUUCGUAUUUAAUGUAUAUUUCCGGUAGCAAUUGAUUCUUCUUCAGAAAUACUUCGUUUAAUAGAUGGGAUAACGAUAUUAUCAUUUUAAAAAUUUGUUGAUGCUCGUCUUCUAGAA